AUGGCCAAUCAGAGAAGCGGAGCUGUGGCGCCGCCAGCACUCGGCGACAGAAGCACUGGGUCGGCCCGUGCACCGAGCAGUGCUGUCUCCCCAGCCACCGGAUCCACGGUCCGCCGGGUGCCCGAGCUUGGGGUGGGUGGUCUCGGUUCCGGAGUGACAUCGUCAUCGACCUCGACGUCAAAGCUUCCCCGCAGGCAGAAGCAAGACAAAAGGGCUCAACAAACACACCGGAGUAGCGAUGUUCGUGUCACUCCAGAGGCUGCUUCUCGCUUAAAGGACCCACCGGAGGAGCCUGCAGGACUUCACACCCCUCUUGCGCUGAGCACUCGCAGCAAGAAGCCUGCCAUCGUCUAUGACAAAGGGCAUAGAUGGGAAGCAUAUGAGAUAGAAAUGUCGCGAAACCGACCACGAGGCGCCGCCAGGGACAAUGGCCAGGCCGCCAACGAGGAGAUCGAUAUGUGGAACAAGAUCGUCGCCGACCUGACCAAGGCGAAGGAGAAAAAUGAUCGGCAAAAGGUGCUCAGCCAGAAUAUUGGGGCCUUGAACGAAAAGAUUGGGAAGAACGGUAGUAAGCCGAGCAUGGAUGAAAUUGACCAACUCGACAAGUGGCACCGCGAGCUGAUGAAGCUGGCCGAAGAAGAGAAAGACAUACUCACAAACGAGCCAGCAGAUGUUAUCAAGAAUGUGGAAAUCCUCAUGGCUUUGCGCUCAGCGUCGGAAGCCGAUCCCCACAGUCGUGCAGCCUCUGGGAAACCGCGGAAGAGGAAAACCGACCUUGACAACGGUAUUCCGGAUUCCCCAGGGCCCAGUACGGGUCCCGUUUCCGAAAAGCUAAACCGCCUCAAGAGCAGUGCCCAGCGAAGUGCAAGCGUGUCGAGCGCCCAAACCCGCGAAUCUGCUAAAGGUGAUGAAGGCACCGAAGGCAUCAAGGGUACCAAGGGCACCGCCGCUGAGAAAGGAGGGCAACUGUUCGUUGGCGCUGAGGUGGUCUUCAAGCAUAACAAGAAACAGCAAGGCGUUGAAGGUGAAGGCAUCCAGUGCAUCAUCAAAAACAUUACCGGGGACGGGCACAAGAAGCGGUAUGACGUCCAGGAUCCGGAGCCGAUUGAAAAUGGAGAGGAGGGCGCAGUUUACCGGACAACUGCUGCUUCUCUCAUUCCGAUUCCACAGAUUGGAACAUCUCUUCCCGUAUUUCCGCCUGGCAAGCAGGUCCUCGCACGAUAUCCAGAUACAACCACUUUCUAUCGAGCUGAGGUCAUGGGCUCCAAAAAGGACGUCUAUCGACUGAAAUUUGAAGGCGAGGAAGAUGAUAAAGAAAUGGACGUCGACCGCCGUUUUGUCCUCGACAUUCCCGGGAAAUAAGGCUGUUCACAUGGUAUUGUUAGCCUCUAUUAUUAUUAUAUGUAUUUUUGACAUUUGACCUGAUGCGUUGGCGUUUAAUAUUUUUGGGGAUGGUGGGAAAUCAAGUUGAUGUUUGGUGUUGGUGGCUCAGGAUUGAUAAUUGCUGGUAAAAUCUUUUGGAUAAGCAUUGUCGGUAUCCUUUGUUAACACUCAGGUGUUUUUGGGCCAUAC
Molecule: messenger RNA, 1572 nt
Organism: Coccidioides posadasii C735 delta SOWgp
Lineage: Eukaryota; Fungi; Ascomycota; Eurotiomycetes; Onygenales; Onygenaceae
Gene: SGF29
Product: SAGA HAT/Core module component
Cellular component (GO): SAGA complex
Source: RefSeq, a predicted model, not a curated record